Messenger RNA from Neomonachus schauinslandi (Hawaiian monk seal), 1716 nucleotides. RefSeq names its product F-box protein 5 (gene FBXO5). Gene Ontology annotation, molecular function: protein binding. Gene Ontology annotation, biological process: negative regulation of meiotic nuclear division; regulation of mitotic nuclear division. The record is from RefSeq and is a predicted model, not a curated record. Gene Ontology annotation, cellular component: nucleus. The transcript has 5 exons. Lineage: Eukaryota; Metazoa; Chordata; Mammalia; Carnivora; Phocidae. Bases 1 to 1341 code for a protein of 446 amino acids.
AUGAGCCAGCGCCCCUGCCGCUGCUCCCCACGGCCCCCCUCCAGCUCCUGCCGCUGCAGCGCCCUGACAGCCGCCGGGCGCCCUCGCCCCUCAGACGGUUGUAAAGAAGAAAGUUCUACUCUUUCUGUCAAAAUGAAAUGUGAUUUUAACUAUGACCAUAUUCAUUCUGGACUUAAAUUGGUAAAGCCUGAUGACACUGGAAGACUAGGUUCCUAUACUCCUGGAUAUUUGGAAGGUUCUUACGAAGACUGCAUUAAAGACUAUGUAAGGUUAUCAGAUAUUGGGUCACCAGUUGUGAGCCCCAGGAUUGUAGAAGUUGAAACUGAAAAUGAAAACAAGCCCUUUCAUAACAAAGAAAAUCAACAUGUGCAACAAAUACUUAAUAGUUCAAAUGAAACAGUAGAACUAGAGACCAGUGGACCUUAUGAAGACAGUGGCUAUUCUUCAUUUUCUCAGCAAAGUGGCUUCAAUGAACAUGAAGAGGGUAGCCUUCCCUUGGAGAAUUUCAGUGACAGUCCACAAUCCUGCCUACAGAUGCAAAGCCCAGACCAAUAUCCCAGCAAAAACUUGCUGCCGGCUCUUCAUUUUGCAAAAAUGGUUUGUUCAACAUUAAAAAAGAAUGCCAAGCGAAAUCCUAAAAUAGAUUGGGAGAAACUAAAGGAAUUUAUAUCCAGUGAAAAUUUUAAACUACAUAAUAUAAUUGGCAGGAAGAUGGGCCUAGAAUGUGUAGAUAUUCUCAGUGAACUCUUUCGAAGGGGACUCAGACAUCUCUUAGCAAAUAUUUUAACACAGCUCAAUGAUAUGGACUUAAUCAAUAUGUCUAAAGUGAGCACAACUUGGAAGAAGAUUCUAGAAGAUGAUAAAGGGGCAUUUCAGUUGUACAAUAAAGCAAUACAGAGAGUUACUGAAAAGAACAUUAAGUUUUCACCACAUGCUUCAACAAGAGAAUAUGCUAUGUUCAGAACUGCAUUAGCUUCUGUUCAAAAAUCAGCAGCCCAGACUUACACUCAAAAAGGUGCUCAAACCAAGUUAUCCGAUCCAGGUGAUCAGAAAGAUUCUGCUUACAGCCGACACAAUGAAUUCUCUGAGGUUGCCAAGACUUUGAAAGGGAAUGAAAGCCUUAAAGCCUGUAUUCGCUGUAAUUCACCAGCAAAAUAUGAUUGCUAUUUACAGCGGGCGAUCUGUAAAAGAGAAGGCUGUGGGUUUGAUUAUUGUACAAGGUGUUUGUGUAAUUAUCAUACCACCAAAGAAUGUUCGAAUAGCAAACCCCUAAAAGCCAAUUAUAAAAUAGGUCCUCUACCUGGUACUAAAAAAAGCAAGAAGAAUUUACGACGAUUGUGAUGUCUUGAAAUCAAUUGUACCUGAUCAUGAAGGUUAGUUAGAAAAUGUUUAGGUUUUAAUUUAAAAAACGUAAGUGUAUUUUCAUUUCCAAUUUUGUGUUGAAAUCAAUGUAGUACGUGGGAUUUUUUGCCCUGGUGAAUAGAGUAUACAGCCUCUUAAAAUAUUUUAAAAUUUAAUGUGAAAAAGUUUAAAAUUUGGUAUAAAUCAGAAAAUUUAAAAUAUUUUAAGAAAAAAGGAAAACUAUCUGAUAUUUGUGAUUCAGGGAUAAAAUAAAACUGAUUUCAAUUUUUAUGCUAAAGGAAAGCCAUGUAAUUUUACCUAGAUAAUCUUAAAUAUAUAUCUUGUUUACCAUCUGUUAGCAUUUGAGAAAUUUUA